ACCAGCUGCGGUCUGUCCUCACGUCCGGGUCACCAGCCGCGGUCUGUCCUCACGUCCGGGUCGCCAGUUGCGGUUUGUCCUCACGUCCGGGUCGCCAGCUGCGGUCUGUCCUCACGUCCGGGUCACCAGCUGCGGUCUGUCCUCACGUCCGGGUCAUCAGCAGUGAACAGCAAGGAGGCGAGUCUGUCAGCCGGAGGACGGCUUGGCAGCUCAAGACAAUAGCGCAGCGGCUGCACUAGGCAUUUAAACAGCUGCGACUUGUCGACGCUCUCGUGUCUGGAGCCGUCUGCCCUCGCCACUGGAGUUCCCAGUGAUGUGCGCGCUAGGCUGGUCGGCGGUGUGUGUGGUUUGGAUGAUGACGUCGACGGUGGAGAACGCCCGGCCCUCGCUCUGCUCCCUGCCGUGCUGCGAGUUCACACCGGACUGCGAAAGCGCAACAACUGUGAACUGCACCUGCCCCAGCAUAACGCAUCCGCUCUCUCUGUCCGAGGGCUCCGUCCCACUGUCUUCGAAGAACAUUGUGAUUUUUAGGACAGCCAACGUCACCAUCAGCCAACAUGCCAUAUACGGCCUGCAAACGUUAGAAAGGCUUGUGCUCAGGCGAAUAACCAAUUUAUCGAUUCGGCUCAAGGGUCUGCGGCGGCAGACGCACGGACGCAAGUUUUUGCUUCAAGUUCACUACGUCACUGGGCUGCACAUACUGCAGUCUUCCCUUACCGGUGGCUGGCAUCAAGAUGCCGAGAUUUCCAUCCAAAAUAUUAAAGUACUAGAAAUGGAAUCUAAAGCCUUUGACUUUGCCACAUCAACCGGCCCAAGGUUGAAGGUAAGGAACGUCGAGCGUUUAGUAGCUUCUUCAGAUGCUUUUCAAACACGGAUUAGUGAAAUGUCCGUAGUGAAUGUCGACAUGCCGGAAUGCCGAAAACGAACAUUUAGAGGUAGCAUUUGCCAUUUGGAGGUCAGAAAUCUACGGAUUGGUGCUGCAAAGGAAGGGUGCGUGAAUGGGUCCAUGGGCUGGUCACACCUCGCUCUACACUCCUGCGAUAUUCAACGAGUGCAUCCCUCCGCGUUCUUCGGCACCAUCCAGGACGUGGUAAUAAAUGGCACCACCGUGAAAACAAUUACUAGGACCGGCUUCCACCUGAAUGUGACAAACCUACACAUACACAACUCCACAAUCAGGGACUUAAGGUUCAUGGGGCUGGCGGUAGAGGCGCGGGGCUCGAUUCACCUAAGCGACUCUUCCAUACUGCUCGCACACCGGAAGUCACUGGCCGGGCUGCGCGUCCGCAGGAGACCCGACGGUCAUGGGCAGCUCCUAAACAUUCACAAACUCAGCAUUCACGAAGCGAGGAACGGGUCCUUGACGUUCGGCCGUGACGUGCACGUCCGCGUGGGCGACCUCGUCGUGGACAACGCCGGCGCGUGUCCGACCGAGGACCGGGUGCGUAAGCUGACGGGCGCGCCUCCGACCGGUCGACUCAGCCAGGCGGAGCUCCAGGUGCUCCUGCAGCUGCGCCGGCGGUGCCCCGCCGACAGCCAUGGCUGGCCGCCAACCUCCGGCGGCUGGCUGCUGCUGUACUGCGGGCUCGCCGGCCUGCUGGCUCUGGCUCUGGCUCUGGCUCUGGCGGCGGCGCUGUGCGCCCGGCGACGAAGACUGCGAGCUGCCCGGACCCGGUCGCGCCGGUCGCCUGCGCGCCGCCUCUCGUCGACGGAGCUGCGCCGGACCGACGCAGCCGGCCGCGGUCUCAACGGUCCGCAGACGCAGACGCCAGGCUCUGCGACGGACGGCCUCUACGAGCAGAUCGAGGACCACCAACAGCCGUCUUCUCCGGCCGGUCCGGAGUCCCGACGGGGCCGGCCCCCGUCACUGAGGCCUCUCGAGGCGCCCCCACCCCCACCCGGAAUGGAACUCGACGGGCAGCGGCUGUCGGCGGUGGAAAUGCUGGAUAAUGAAUUGUACGCCCCCACGACGUAUCGGGGGCCACAGUGACGUCGUUGUGACGGCAUUGGUGCCAUCGGCAAGGACGUUAAACGGUCGAAACCGAUGUUGUGUGCGUUGCUGCAGCGACCCCUGUUCACUUGGUCGAUUUUGUAUCUAUGUUUGUGUGCUGUUCUCAUGCAUCAAUGCUGGGGUAAGGGUGCUGAACCGAUAUGGCCGGUGCUAGCGUACGUACGUGACAGCCGUCUUCGUUUUUUCGAAUUUGUAUCAGCAUUAGUGAGUUCUUUUCAUUCAUGUUUUCUUCGAGGCCAGCGGUGCAUUUUCGUCACUGGCAGCGCAUGAACAAGCAUAUUUAGGCGCUGGCCAGAUUUCAUGCAGGAAACAGCACAGAUGUGCCCACAGAAGAGUGCAAACGCCAAGCUUUGGGCCCGUGCUUGAUGUUGAAAGUGGACUAGCAGCCUUAAUCUGCAAAUAUUUCCAUGCCAUGAUGGUGGAAAUGUUUUCCGUUCCGGCGCACACGGGUUGCUGUGCUGUGCAAUACAGUAUGUUGGAGCGCUUCGUAUUUGACAGGACAUGAAUGAAAAAUAAAAAAUUGG
Pollicipes pollicipes is the source of this 2535-nucleotide messenger RNA. RefSeq lists its product as uncharacterized. Lineage: Eukaryota; Metazoa; Arthropoda; Thecostraca; Pollicipedomorpha; Pollicipedidae. The transcript has 2 exons. Bases 314 to 1990 code for a protein of 558 amino acids. The record is from RefSeq and is a predicted model, not a curated record.